Molecule: messenger RNA, 1978 nt
Organism: Onychostoma macrolepis
Lineage: Eukaryota; Metazoa; Chordata; Actinopteri; Cypriniformes; Cyprinidae
Gene: fbxo16
Product: F-box protein 16
Exons: 9
Coding region: 298-1425 (375 amino acids)
Molecular function (GO): protein binding
Source: RefSeq, a predicted model, not a curated record
AAAGAACGAAUCAUUUGCGAAUCGAACAUAGCCAGUGUUUGGAAAGAGGCGGGACAGAGUGAGAGAGAGUGUGAUUGCUAUGGAGACUGGUAAACUAUACUGAGCAGGAAGAGCAAAACCAUCAAUAUCGGAUCUGUAAACAUUUAAUGGUUUCGUUAUGAUAGCUAACAUGACUAUUUCCGGUUGACAUUACAUGGUAUGUUUGAUUUUUAUCUCUUUUGUACUGUAUUGCACUGUACAACUAGGCCAUUUUGUUGUUGCUAGUAUGAAAAUCACAGCACAUUUUUUUGCCUUAACAUGGUGAAAGAUGCCACAAGCUCCCAGAACAAAAAUGCAGACCAAACUGAGUACCUGGACACCUCUAAAUCAUCAGCUCUCCAAUGCUCAUGUAUAGGAACCAAAAAUAUAGUUUUUGAAGAGAGAAGAAAUUUACUUGGAAAGUGGUUUGAGAAGUGGACAGAUAGCCAGCGGAAACAGGUGCUACAAGACUGUUUCUCCAGAUGCUCUGCUGGCCAGCUGAAACAUCUCAGACAGACUCUGAGCAGCUGGGUACCAGAGGAGUCUCUUGACCUCACUAGGGUACUUCCCAGGGUCAUAUCACUCUAUAUAUUUUCAUUCCUUGACCCCCGAAGCCUCUGUAGAUGUGCUCAGGUGAGCUGGCAUUGGAAAAACCUGGUUGAGCUUGACCAACUGUGGAUGCCUAAAUGUCUGAAACUAGGCUGGUGCAUAACCUUUACUCCAACACCAUUUGAACAAGGUGUAUGGAAGAGGCAUUACAUAGAGACAGUGCACGAGCUGCAUAUUAGCAGGCCCAAGGCGCCUGUGAAGGAAGAGUUUAUUAUCCCUGAGGUAAAAGUAAUUGGCAGUGAGAUAGAGGGGUCACUUCCUGUGAACGGUCAAAGGGAGUUGAAAUCUGUCCUCUCGAGUCUCCAUGGGAAGAGUAAAGAUGGGAAUGGCUUGGUGAAAUCAGCCAAAGGUCUUCCGCCGUGGAGAGACUCAGACAGGCAUCCCACUGACACAAUACGCUUUAACUACUUGGAUAACCUUGACCCAGUUGACCAUGCAAGAAAAGUACUGAUAAAGGGAAAAAGUGCUACAAUAAGACAGGAAAGCACUAUGAAAGCACCAUCUCACUCAACAUACAAGCUGCGCAAGGCCAAAUCUUUGAUGUUUUUAUCCUUGGAUCUCAGUGCAGCUGGAAAGCAAAACCAAAACAGGCCACAAUGGGCAGCACAGAACUUAGAAGCACUUCCGGCUAACAAGGACUCCAUAAAGAGACUUUCCCAGACCUCCCAAUGGAAUGCAGGGAUACGUCCUGGUCCUGUAAGGCCUCCAGUGCCCAGACUGAGUAAGGAGGGGCUCCGUGCAUCACAGAGAUCCCAUAGAAGCACACCAACUGUGUCUCUUUUCGAAGGACAGCCAUGAAGGAGAACACAAGAAUCAAAUGAAGCUUGACACAUAAGGCCAUCUACUGGAUAAUGUUGUGAUAGCUACAUAGACGACUUGAAGUGAUUCAUACAAAGUUAAUUUAUUAUCAUGUCUUUAAUAAAAGAUUAUCAUAACUUUAUAAAAUAAUAACUUUAUGUUGACGGACAAAGCACAAUACAUCCAUUGUUUUUAUAUGAUAAUAUUUUUCUUCCUUGAGUCUCAAAUGUGUUAUUGUCCACUAGGUGUCCCUGUCUGUUCAGAAUGUGUGAGUGAGCAAAUGGUUUAAAUGUAUUUUUAUUGUUUAUCAUCUUGCUUUCUCUCUGUUCUCAUAUAUAACCUGUGUAUGAAUUUAAACUGAUUGCUGUCCUUACCAAGGAAAAUAAAAACAGAACGAAUAUAUUAAACAAUUAUAGGAUAUUUAACUCAUAUUAAAAUAUAUGAAACUGUACUCAUAUGGCUGUAAUUUAAUUUAAUAUAUUUUUUAAAAGAACUUAAUGGUCAUUUGCAUAAAAACUUUCCUUUCAACUCGUAUCAGCCUACUCUUUUAAUU